Molecule: messenger RNA, 867 nt
Organism: Opisthorchis viverrini
Lineage: Eukaryota; Metazoa; Platyhelminthes; Trematoda; Opisthorchiida; Opisthorchiidae
Exons: 6
Source: RefSeq, a predicted model, not a curated record
UUGACUACCUUGCUCAUCUUCUAUCCACUCGUUUAUUGUGCUCGAAGACAAUGUUUCAAUUUGGAACAAGAAUUAUCCUAUUGUUCUCAGAAGCUCAAAGUCAAAAUGCCUGUUAAUCAACUGGCCGGCUACAGUUUCGGUUAUGGAUCACUGAACGACACCGAGUACAUGUGUCGCGAUUACUUCGUCAAAAACGAUGGAUUAUUUUCAUGGGCGAAACUACUCACAAGGUUGCUGAAAACUCUUCGACACCCUACGACCGGCUUCGGCCUUCUUGGGGCUCAUCAGGUAGACACAGUCCCCGAGUUUCCGCCAACCUCAUGUUCUACUGAAUGUGCUGCACACAGGCCGCCUCAUGAUUCAGUUGGCACGAUAUUCGAGAUAUCGCAGCAUAUUUUCAUAAAAGUAACUAAUCCCAAGGUUGCUGAAAACUCUUCUACAGCCCACGACCGGUUUCGCCCUUCUUGGGCUCGCCAGGCGCUGUCCCCGAUUUUCCGCCAACCUCAUGUUCUAGUUGAUCCCAAAUUGGACUGUUUUCGAGAAAUACACUCAUUUGCAACUGAAUGUGCUGCACACAGGCCGCCUCAUGAUUCAGUUGGCACGAUAUUCGAGAUAUCGCAGCAUAUUUUCAUAAAAGUAACUAAUCCCAAGGUUGCUGAAAACCCUUCUACAGCCCACGACCGGUUUCGCCCUUCUUGGGCUCGCCAGUGGCACAUACUCGUGUUUCACUGCAUGCGGAAACGCUCAGAGGAGGCCUGCCGAAAUUCUGAAGAGGAAAUGUUCAAACAGCUGAUCUGGUCAAUAUCGCUAGAGACAAGGAAGCUGGAGCGUGCCGCGGCCUAUAUGUGUCAUGAGCAUAAUCUACGC